CCCCCCUCCCCCUCCCGUUGGUGGUGAGGCAAAUCACGCGCGGCUUUAAAAGAAAUAAGAAACAAAAAAGGAUGUUUGACUUCAAAAGGCGAACGACCAGCAUCGUCACAAAGUUUAACCUUUAUUCCCGACUCGGACAACAGUUGGGAGCAUCAAAACUUUUGGAAGAAGACAACGAAGCAUCAACGACAUGUCUAUGACGGUGAAAGCUUACCUGCUGGGCGACGAUGAGGCUGUGAGGGAGAUUCGCAGGUUCACCGUGGACCCGGAAGUGGCCGAUACCACCUUCGAGUAUCUCAGCGGGAAAAGCUGUGAUGUGUUCUCCAGUCUGCGGGGCUCUGCCGUGAAAAUGUUCUACAGGGAUGAGGACGAAGACCUGGUGGAAUUCUCAACGGAUGAAGAGCUGAGGAUGGGCCUGGCCUGCAUGGAGCACAACACUUUACGUGUUUUCAUCAAAGAGAAGGACCCUCUUGAUGCCUUAGCCCCUCCCACCUUCAUCACCCUGCCCUCUCAGGCCUCUCUGCAUCCUAACGUGACGUGUGAGGCCUGUAACGGUCCCGUGGUGGGCGUCCGUUUCAAGUGCAGCAUCUGUCCCAACUACGACCUCUGCUCCGACUGCCAGGUGCAAGGGACGCACACUGAGCACGCUCUGCUGCCCAUUUCGGAACCGCAGAAGGAGGGCUGCAUGACUGGCUUUCUGACCAAGGCGCGUUCUAGAGUGUUCUUUGUCCUUGGCAGGUGUGGUUUCCUCGGGACCAGUAGAUGAGGAUAGUCCAGACACUUUGAAUGAAGUCUUUAUCAGGAGUUAUUCAGUUUUCUUCAAAUGGUCAAUAAAACUUUUGGAGACUGA
Doryrhamphus excisus (bluestripe pipefish) is the source of this 850-nucleotide messenger RNA. Lineage: Eukaryota; Metazoa; Chordata; Actinopteri; Syngnathiformes; Syngnathidae. The record is from RefSeq and is a predicted model, not a curated record.